This is a messenger RNA of Papaver somniferum (opium poppy), 1113 nucleotides long. RefSeq names its product F-box/kelch-repeat protein At3g06240-like. NCBI's taxonomy places the organism in Eukaryota, Viridiplantae, Streptophyta, Magnoliopsida, Ranunculales, Papaveraceae. The record is from RefSeq and is a predicted model, not a curated record. Gene Ontology annotation, molecular function: protein binding. The transcript is spliced from 2 exons. Bases 1 to 1113 code for a protein of 370 amino acids.
AUGGCGAUCAUUCCCCAAGAUAUUAUCAUCGAUAUACUUUCGAUGUUACCAAUCAAAUCGAUCUCUCGGUUCAGGUGUGUUUGCAAACCCUGGUACGAUUUGUUCAAAAACUCUAAGUUUAUUAAGAUUCACCAUCACCGUGCUAUUCAAAACAACAAGGUCAGUGUUCUACUUGCUUCGUAUACGGGUUCUGGUAUAUAUUAUGAUGUUUAUUAUACCAUAGAUUUUGAUGUAACAUCCUCAUCUCACCAUAUGAUUACUCAAACUGACCUCCCACGCCAUACGUAUGUACCUAAUGAUCUACUUAUCGAUUCAUGUGAUGGUCUAAUCGGCUUAUCCACCGGUAUUGAUCCUAGUUGGACUAAACUGAUCAAGAUGAUCUGCUUGUGGAAUCCAUUAACUCGAGAAUAUAAGAAAAUAUCAAUACCAACAUUAAUUAAUAACAAGUGUUGGGACGUCUGUUCGAGAUAUGGGGUUUGUUAUGAUUGGAGAAUUGAUGAUUACAAGUUGUUCAGAACAGUAGUCAAAGACGAUUCUUGUUCUGAAGUUUGGGUUUGUAGAUUAGGUUCAAAUUCAUGGGAAAAAAUUGGAGACAUGCCUUAUGAUAUGUAUCCUUAUGAUUUCAAUAAUACCGAGCUUCCUCUGAAGCCUUUAAAUGGGAUUAUCAAUUGGAUGGGAAAAAAUAAAGUAAUAAUUUCGUUUGAUAUAGUUGAAGAGCUAACCAAAGAGAUCAAAAUACCCAGUUGCUUUCUAGAUGAUGAAUUGUACUCGUUUUAUGGUAUGGAAGUGGGUGUGGUGGGAGAGGACCUAUCAGUUAAUCCUUCAUCCUGCAAAGGAGAUCCAACUGUGGGUGAUGAAAAAUUAUGGAGUUAUGGAUUCUUGGACCCAGAUUUUAAGCCUUUCGGCUGGAAAUAUGAUGAAGAUUCAGACGAGGAUGAAGAAGAUUCAGGCGAAGAUGGUUUAGUCAUAUAUGACCUAAUUAAUGGAAGUCUUACAAAUUUGGAUAUCCCCAACAUGCCAAAACAUUUUUCUCCGACUAUUUUUGUUGGAAGUCUAGUUUCACUCAAUUCAGGUGAAUUCGUAGAAGCUACACAAAUUUCUAAAGUGGUGUGA